This is a messenger RNA of Aquila chrysaetos chrysaetos, 2370 nucleotides long. RefSeq lists its product as uncharacterized. Bases 1725 to 2270 code for a protein of 181 amino acids. The transcript is spliced from 2 exons. The record is from RefSeq and is a predicted model, not a curated record. NCBI's taxonomy places the organism in Eukaryota, Metazoa, Chordata, Aves, Accipitriformes, Accipitridae.
AAAAGUGUCCAGUGUUGGGGAAUCCACCACUUUCCUGGGGAGAUUAUUCCAGUGGCUGAUUGUUCUAAUUGUGAGAAGUUUUCCUCUUGUGUCCAAUCGGAAUCUCCCCAGGAAUAACUUGUACCCAGUAUCCCUCAUCUUUUCCAUGUGUUGCCUUGUAAAAUCUUCUUUGUAAGCACCCUUUCAAUACUGCAACAUGGUGAUAAGGUCUCCCCUGAGCCCUCUUUUCUCAAGUCUGAACAAACCCAGUUCUCAGCCUUUCCUCAGAUGGCAAACUUCUCAGUCCUUUAAUCAUCUUUGUGACCCAUCUCUGGACCUUCUCCAGCCUUUUUUGUACCGCGGGGACCACAACUGAACACAGUAUUCCAGGUGUGGCCUGACGAGCGCUGAGUAGAGUGGGAUAAUGACUUCUUUAUCUCUGCUAGUGAUGCCCUCGUUGAUGCAACCCAGCACCCUGUUGGCUUGCUUUGCCGCAGCAGCACACUGUUCGUGCAUACUGAGCUUGUUGUCCAGCAGGACCCCCCAGGUCCCUUUCCACAGAGCUGCUCCCAGCCUAUGCUGCACUCCUGCAUUAUGUUUUCCCAUAAUAAUGUAGGUGUAAGACCCUACAAACAUUUGUACAUUUGUUGAACUUCGUAAGAUUCUUGUUAGCCCACUGUUCCAUCCUAUCCAGGUCUCCCUGCAGGGUGGCUCUCCCUUCCGAAGUGUCCACUUCCCUGCUCAGUUUGGUAUCAUCGACAAACUUCCAUCAGGGUACACUUGAUCCCAUCAUCGAGAUCACUUCUGAAGAUAUUAAACAGCGUUGGGCCAAAUAUUGAUCCCUGGGGGACCCCACUUGUGCCAGGUUGCCAUUUUGAGAAGGAGCUAUUCACUACCACCCUCUGGGUGCAACCUGUCAGCCAGUUCCCCACCCAACGCACCGACUGGUUGUCUAGACCGUAAUGCAUCAGUUUCUGUAGGAGGAGGCUGUGGGAAACCAUAUUGGAAACCUUGGAGAAAUCCAGGUAGACGAUGUCCACCACUCGUCCCACAUCAACCGAGCAGUUUACUUUGUCGUAGAAGGUGAUCAGGUUUGUCAAGCAUGAUUUGCCUGUGGUGAAUCUGUGCUGGCUUUUCCCAGUCAUGUGCUUCAUUUGACUUGUGAUAGCCCCCCAGGAGGAUUCGUUCCGUAACUUUCCCAGGGACUGAAGUAAGACUGAUGGCCCUAUAUCUCCUUUGGAAUGUGUGAAGGGCCCUGCCAAGGCUGACCAUCAGGAAGAAACUGCCAUGAAGAGAGUCCUACCCUCCUCCUGAUGCUCCCCACCACCCCAUCAUCCGCAAGAGGAUUUAUCUCACAGCACCUUGAGGCAUUUAUUGCCUGUGCCAGGAGAUGCAGCAGAGAUAAGGUGCCCAGUUGGCAGAAAAUAAACAUUUGCAUUAAUAUUCACCUCCUGCCCAAGUAUUUUGUCAAUGUCCACACGUGUGUCCUCCUCCCUUGGAGUUUUCCUCCUGUGAUCGGAAGAGCAGCACUGGAUACCCCAAAAAUGCCUUUCCCUUAGAUCCAGCACUGUCACAUUGUAAUCCUGACACAAGCGUGCCCUGCCCAGGCAAGGACUUUGGACCCACAAGGAUCAUCAAGGCCAAGGACUUUGCACAGUUGUUAUCAGAAAGUUGUUUUUCUUGACAGCCCCUUGAUUUUUCUGCUCCAAACCCUUCCAACUGGAGACCUGCCUGGAGCUGCGGAGAUGAAUGGGAAUUUCAUGUGGAAAUCCUUUAAGCAGAGUGUGGAGAUCCAGAUCACCAGUGAACCUGAGGAUGUCACUUUGUACAACCCCAGGAGCUACUGCUACAGCGGCUAUAGCUCCAUGCGGAUCCCACUGGGUGUCACGGAGAGUUGCGAAUUCACCAACUCCGUGAUCUGUUUUCGGGAUAGCAUGGGACUCCUGGUGUACGAGGCAGACGCCUUCACCUUGGCCAUCCUCUUCUCCAACCCCUUCGACUACAAUAUUUUCUCUGUGGAGCUUGCCAUGGAGAUCUCCUUCCGCAAAGCCCACCUUGGCAACUUGGAGAACAUCUACACCAGGAUGUCUAGGAGUCAAUCCGCCAGCACCGGCAAAGACACUGUGUUCCACCGAGUCAAGCUAGGCGCGUGCCAGGAGGCUGCCGUGGUCUUUGCUGGCCAUGUGAGGGUCACGGCCACCAUGUCCAGUGCUGCAAAGUCAGUCAUCAAAAUAAUUGUGGAGUAUCAAGAUAGUUUCUCCUCUGAAUUCAAAGGUGGCACCACGUAUUAGCCUUGGGCAGCAUCAGCUGGAGGGAUGGACAAACCUUGUCCGUGUUGCUGUAAACAUCAGGCAGAAUCUGCUGCCUUCAAUAAAUGGUUGAGCAAAGCAA